UCUUUUAGUCUUUACCUUCUCCCUCCAAUCCAAACUCCGUUAUAUCAGGUUUAAACAGCAUAUGCUUCCUUUUUAAGCUUGUCCUGGCUUUAGUGUCGCCAGACACUCUCGAGUCAUUCAAACUUUUCUUUAUCUGCUUUCUCCAGUCUUCACAAGUUCCCAAGCAUCAAAUUCCUGUCUUUUUUUUUUUUUUUUUUCCGUUUCAUUGUAUCAGUCAACUGUGCCUCCAUGCUCCUUAGCUUGUCAUAGGAUUUCCCAGAUUCUUAAUUUUCUUCCUCUACCAGCCUUUCUGUAGCUAUGGAUGGAGAAAUCAAGAGUACUGAUCUUCGAGAUGCUUCAUUUUCUUUUCUUACUGCAGCGCAGCAGAAUUAUGUAGUUAAGCUGACAGGGUCAGCUCAGUUUCCUCGUCCUGAAAUAAUCUCAACCCAAGAGACUUCCACUCUGAUAAACUUGGAGGGAACUGAGCCUGAAGAGGGUGAAAUCGGCGUCUUUGGUGCUGAGAAGUAUUUCAAUAUGAAACUGGAAGAAGAAAGUGCAGGAAGCAUAAAUGCCGAUGCAGGCAAGUUUGCGCAUAAGACAAUAGAGAAUCGGGUUGAUCAUCACCUUUUGAAACCAAAAGGCAGGUUAGGGACUCCAAGUGUGAGUUCUGAAUCGAGUUGGAAUAGCCAAACUACGUUAUUAACAAAUUCUCGGAGAAACUUAUCCCAUAGCAGGCGGAAGAAAGCAAAUGAAAGAUGGUUCUUUCCCGGAUUUUCCUGCAGUGGAUCUUGUUCCGAUGAUAAAUCUGUUUAUAUAGAUAGAAGUAUUCCUCGUAGUGGGCUUCAAGUUGCCGGAGACCCUAUCAUGCUAGAGGGAAGAAAGAAUUCUUAUUCUGGACUUCUGAUGAAAGAUGAGUUUCGCUGUCCAAGUUUUGAAAGGACAAGGAUUGGUUCGAACAGAGAAGACUACUUAGUAUUACCAACUGUAAAUUCUGGGGUGCAAAGCAUGAGUGUUAAAAGAGAGAAGCAGAAGAUCCUGGAAGAAGAUCUACGAGAAUCACUGGAUGUGUUUGGCUCCCAUAAGGUAAAGAAGGAAGACAUAGCAUCAAAUCUAGAAAGGAAACUCUCCGUGCUAACUUGGGAUGCCAUUCCAUUCCGAAAGGCACAAAACCUGCCAACCACUUCUGCAAGCAGUCAAAUGUGUGAAGAAGCGGAAAGUGAUGCUAGUUCAGACCUGUUCGAGAUUGAGAACUUGUCCUGCAGUACACAGCCAAUGUUCAGGAAGCAAACUUCUGAUGGCAUGUCCGGCUGCAUGACACCUCCAAGCCGGUAUGAGCCAAGCGAGACCAGCAUUGAGUGGAGUGUUGUCACAGCCAGUGCUGCAGAUUUCUAUGCUGUUCCACAUUAUGAUGAAAAGAAACCUGCAGAAAGUUGUACAAAAUCUUCUGGCUUAGCUUCAAGGCCUAGAAGCCGCCUCCCAAAUAGCCUAUUGGGGUGCAGGAGUGAGAAAGCGGUGCAAGUUGCUGAAUCUGCAUACAAGAGGAAUGAGAAGGCUAAGCUUCAGUUGCAUCAGCAUACCUCCAUGCCAGUAAUGAGGAAGUUAUCAACUGAUUCUAAGGUGAAAGAUUUUGGUUUCCCUUGAUUGGUAGAUGCUUUUUACCAAGACAAAGCUCCCCAUCUGAACCUUAAUGCCGUGUACAUUAAUAGGGCAUGCGUAGUGGGAAGUGAUUUAGGGCAGAGAAAUAGCUAAAAGUUUUCCAUGUGAAAUCUACAGCUGAUAUUAAUGUUUAUUACCCUGAACAUGAAAUAAUAAAUUCUUCCUUGCUAGUGUUUGCUC
Messenger RNA from Hevea brasiliensis (rubber tree), 1815 nucleotides. RefSeq names its product protein PHYTOCHROME KINASE SUBSTRATE 3. Bases 298 to 1620 code for a protein of 440 amino acids. The transcript has a single exon. Gene Ontology annotation, biological process: phototropism. Lineage: Eukaryota; Viridiplantae; Streptophyta; Magnoliopsida; Malpighiales; Euphorbiaceae. The record is from RefSeq and is a predicted model, not a curated record.